Messenger RNA from Coniosporium apollinis CBS 100218, 687 nucleotides. RefSeq names its product lipoyl(octanoyl) transferase. Bases 1 to 687 code for a protein of 228 amino acids. Gene Ontology annotation, molecular function: lipoyl(octanoyl) transferase activity. Gene Ontology annotation, cellular component: mitochondrion. NCBI's taxonomy places the organism in Eukaryota, Fungi, Ascomycota, Dothideomycetes. The transcript has a single exon. Gene Ontology annotation, biological process: protein lipoylation. The record is from RefSeq and is a predicted model, not a curated record.
AUGUGGCUCACCCACCUCUCCCUCCCCCGCAUCGUAAGCUACCGCCACGUGUCCAAAAUCCAAGACAACCUCGUCGCCAAACUCCUCGCCCACAAAGCGCACCCCUCCUCCACCCCACCAAACCCAGCCAUCGUAACCGCCGAGUUCAAGCCCGUCUACGCCUGCGGCCGGCGUGAGGUCGGCCACAUCAGCGCCUCACAGCAAGCCUUCCUGCGCGAUAAUGGCAGGGCUGAGUUCGUUGAGGCGCUGAGGGGCGGGCAGACGACGUUUCACGGCCCGGGGCAAAUGGUCGCGUAUCCGGUGAUUGAUUUGAAGCGGCAUGGGAUCUCGCCGCGGGAGUAUGUGUGUUUGCUUGAGAAGGCUGUGAUUGCGACGUGUGCGCGCUGGGGGAUCAAGGGCAUCACGACGGAGAAUCCGGGCGUGUGGGUUAGCGAGGAGAGCAAGAUUGCGGCGCUGGGGGUGCAUUUGAGGCGGAAUGUGAGCAGCCAUGGGGUUGCGAUAAACGUGAAUACGGAUCUGUGGUGGUUUGAGAGGAUUGUGGCGUGUGGGUUGGAAGGGAAGAAGACGACAAGUUUUGAGCAGGAAGGGGUAGCCAAUGUGAGCGUGGGAGAUGUGGCGGCUGCGUUUGUGGAGGAAUUCGGGAAGAGUCUUGGGAUCGAAGAAACGCAGGUUAGGAUCAUCGACUGA